Molecule: messenger RNA, 801 nt
Organism: Caenorhabditis remanei
Lineage: Eukaryota; Metazoa; Nematoda; Chromadorea; Rhabditida; Rhabditidae
Exons: 7
Coding region: 1-801 (266 amino acids)
Source: RefSeq, a predicted model, not a curated record
AUGAAUAUGCUCAGUUUGCUGAUAUUUUUCGGCUCAUUAUUUCUAGUAGUUCAUCCAUUUCUGUUAUCGAAUGACGACGAGCCACAAAGAUGUUAUGAGUUGGAGUUGGAGAACUGUUUUCGUGAAGCAUUUCUGUCAGCAAUUCAUCCACCAAUAUUUCAUAAACGAGAUGUCACUAUAACGUAUAAUGAGACUACUGUAGCUCCAGAUGAUCGACCAAUGGAUAAGAAGAAACGAGUACGACAAAUACAAAUCUGUCACGAUGUGCGAAAGUUUUCAUCUUGUUUCAUUCGUCCUGGAUGUUCAGACCAACAAGCGGCAAAUAUCGCUUCUGUUCAAUACCAUAUGGUUUUUGGAAAGAAAUUACCCAUGCAUGUCUUUCUCGCUUAUAGAGGAUAUGGUAGAGAGCUUUGUGAUCAACAGUGCUAUGGGAAUAAUAUGCAGAAAUGUAAAAACAAAAUGAGUCAAGACGAGCAGCAAGAAGAGCAAGGAUACAUUCUCGAAUUGUCAUCAAUCAUCGGUCAUAUUGCGCCAGAUAGAGAUGUUACUGUGGCAUGUAGUCGAUUUAAUAAAUUACUUAUAAAUUUAAUGCGACUCCGAAAAACGCAUUGUGGAGAAAUGGCUCGAUGCACUUGUACAGAUAGCACUGUUCAGCAGGGUGUGGACGGCUGCAACUCGGGAUGCGAACGUCUUCUACAUUUGGACUUGGAUCAACUGGUCAAUAGUACUCAAAACUCCCCAAUUUCUUUCUUCCUAUGCAAUCUUUUCCUUCUUCUUUCCUAUGUGUUCAUUGUGAUUUAG